UUCUAGAUCCAUUUUGCCUUCUUGGUUGUUAUUAAGAAAUUUCGGCAGUGUGCAUUUAUGCAAUGAUGUUCACUUUUGCUAUUACGGUCGUCCUGUUAACGACCGGGUCUUUCAGUCCCCUUCAAGCUCUCGAUUAUCUUGAUUUCCAACAAGAUGAGACCGGUCUUGGAGGCAAAGAUCUUGAUGAGGAAUACCAGCUUGCCUGGAAAUGCACUUGGUUUGUCUUUUGCGACCUGCAUCACAUAAUGGAAGCGAAAACACUUGUGGACGGACUUGAUAAUAGAACUGUCCUAUACCUUGCUAAUGAAAUACGGGCCAUGUUCCCAGAUAUUGAGGUAACGGAUGAAGAGAUAUUCGAUACCGAAGCUUGGGAAAGGAGAGCAGAACAAAUUGCGUGCUCUUUUACAGAUGAAGACAGGGAAAAAUUAAGGCAAAUACCUCUUACUGAUUAUGCUUCCGAGGUGUGUGAAGAGACUAGGGAAGACAGAGAAGAAUGCAAUAAGUUGGCAGCGACAGCAGAUAAGUCCAAAGAAAUUAUAACAAAUCACAAGGAAGAGUGUGCAGAAGAUGAAAUGGGCGAAGCCACUGCAAUGAAAUAACAGCGUAAUUUGUGACACUUACAAAAAACGCAAUAUUUCUGUAAUUGAAAAUAGUUUAAAUAAAAUAGUUGCUUAAAGAUUA
This is a messenger RNA of Argiope bruennichi, 681 nucleotides long. RefSeq lists its product as uncharacterized. Bases 63 to 599 code for a protein of 178 amino acids. Lineage: Eukaryota; Metazoa; Arthropoda; Arachnida; Araneae; Araneidae. The record is from RefSeq and is a predicted model, not a curated record. The transcript has 6 exons.